CCAUCGAGCGGUGCGUUCGCCAUGGUCGGCCAACAGAGGCGCUGCUCGCUUCGGUCCGCUUCGGAACGGGCAGAUAGUCGUGAGCCCGUCUGCGGUGCGGACGAUCGUGCGACGCCGCUGCUCGUAUCCCUUCGCUCGCGGCGCGUGUGCGUCUGAAAACCCGUGGUGCUUGUCCUUGGAAAAAGAAACGGCCGAGAGAGAGAUGCUGGUUGCUCAUCCGGGCGGUUUGCGCGCAUUCCUGGAGCGAGGCGACGGGUCCCCGGGGCCGCGAGAGGGCCCGAUUCCGUGGCAGUGACUCAGACCCUUUUACUUUUACCUCGUGCCGGAGUGUCCCUAUCCCGUGAUAUCCGUGUCGUCUCGAUCUCUCGAUACUCGUCUUGAUCGUCGCGUUUUCUCGUUGCCGCGACGCGUCGAGCAUUCGGCCCGAGUCCGUGGGCCCGUCGCGCGGGUCGGUGCCGUUCCCCGCAUUCCUCAGCCCAUUAUCUCCGCGGUCGGAUUGCCCGUGGUCGUCGAGUGUUGUUUCGGUUAGGAACCAGGUGAUUAACAGGUGCUCCGAAGGUGAUACCACCCCCAGAAAGUGAUAGGUCCCACGGCAGUCUGUUCGUGUGGUGCGGCUGCUGCGCAGAGGUCAGCGAUAAACGGCUGCCGAGAACGAGCGUCGAUAGAGGGAACGCUGGACGCGGCUCGCUAUCUGCUGCUGCCAGCACUCCGAGAAGACCGUAUUUGUUUUUCGCGAUACACGUGCUCUCGGAUCGCUGCUCGGUUAUAUUUAGAGGGCUCUGGGCCUGGCCGAGCAAUUCGGGGCCCUCGACCGCGGUCGCGCCUGGAUCCCUCUCCGCCGGACCGUAAGGUAAAUUCGAGGACACUCCCGCCGGUGGACCACCGACUGGUACGUUCGGAGUAACUUCGGGGCCUGGUCGCACACGUGUGGCACACAUUUUAUGGUGUCCUCCUGGUUUGAUUUACGGCGGAAACGAGGACCGAGUCGCGCGAUCUUCGUGCAACGAGCAAUAGAGCCCCGUAGACGACUAGGACGUGUUUCGAUCUAGGUGGCCGCUAGAGGAUCGACUCUUCUAGGAUGCUCGGUCUUGCGCAGAAUUCGGGCGGCAGCUCGGCGGUACUUCGAGGCCAUUGAUAUGCGAGCAGGGGAGACAUGUUGAACGCGGAGAAUCUCGAGGAGUCCCCGAAGCGGCGGUCGACGUUCUACGUGUCGCUGGACGGCGAGGCCCGGCACCCGUCCAAGAUCCCGAAGACGAUCAGCGCCGACCCGGACAAGUUCGCCAGCAACACGUUCCCGAUCAGCAAGGCGGUGCCCACCGUGAUCCUGACGCGGACAUUGAGCAACAAUGAGUCGAUGUCCAGCGCGAAGAGGCCCGAGGACUCGUUCCCGGAGUCGCGGGGCAAGGUGCAGUCGCUGACGAAGAUCUUCGAGACGCCGAAGAGCGAGCAGCAGCCGCCGGUGGCCGGGUCCGAGCAGAGGAAGAAGGUCGAGAGGACCAGGUCGUUCAAGACCAUCGAGAGAUUCCAGAGCCGGUUCACCGGCAGGAAGGACGCCAGCAGGAAGGACAACCGUCUGAAUAACACGAUCGCCUGCUUCGAGGUGGAGGACGAGGACCCGAAGAGGAAGACCGAAGAGAAGCGGGCCGGAAAGAUCGCCGAGUCGAAGGCGAACGGAGCCGCCAAGAACGCGUCCUCCGAGACCAGGAGCAAGCAGAAUGGGAACACCACGUUCACCAACUUGUUGAUACGCAGGACCCACAGCACCAAGUUAGCCAGGAGCACCAGCACCCUGGUCAAGGUGCCCGGCAGGCACGUGUCGGUCGACAGCCCCUGCGGCGUCGCGACGCCUGCCAGAAACGAGAACCGAUCAGGCAGCGAGAAAUCCAAGGAUGACGAGACGCCCGAUGACUCUGUCGUGGAUAAUGACGAAGGCACCGAGUCGUCUGUCUUCGAGGACGCCGACGUGGACGCUGGGAUUCAUUCAGGUGAGUCCGAAAAACCAAAACACAAGACAGUGGCUCUCCGUUCCCGCGAGCGUCUCGACGAUACGUCCUACGAGAAGGCCUGUCGAAGGGGUAGCGCACCAGCCACCCCUGUCCUCGGAGCACGACCCUUGGACGUCACCCCCAACAGAAUCGUCAAUUUCUUCUCGAAGAGGUCGUUCCGCUCGAACCCGCUGAAGAGGACGAAGAGCGUGACGAAGCUCGAGCGACAGAAGCAACGCGGCGCCGGACUUCGGGGUUGCCGUUCACACGAGUCCCUCCUCUGCGGACAGGCGGUGACCUCGAUGGACCUCGCGGCCGUGACACCGCUGCAUCCGAGCCUGCUUGGCAGACCUCACUGCUUCCAGGUCACACCCAGCACCGGUGGACCCAAGUAUUUCAGUUGCAGGACCGCUCACGAACGGGACCAGUGGUUACACAGUUUAAGGAAAUCCGUUCAGCCGGACGCAGAGCAAACAAGGCGUACGGACAAUUCUCUGCAGAUAUGGCUGCUCGAGGCGAAAGGUGUGGCGGCGAAGAAGCGAUAUUUUUGCGAGGUCUGCCUAGACAGCACCCUGUACGCGCGAACCACCGCCAAAUUGAAGGCAGACCUCUGCUUCUGGGGCGAACACUUCGACUUCCAUCAUUUGCCUUCUGUCAACACCAUACAAGUGAACUUAUACAGGGAAGCUGACCGAAAGAAGAAGAGAGACAAGAAUGUUCUAAUCGGUUCCGUCAGCAUACCCGUGCACAACGUGACGUCGCGUUAUCUAACAGAAAAGUGGUAUCCGGUGGUUGGAGACAAGGGCCCAUUAAAGGAACCACCGACGCUUAGGGUAAAAUGCCGCUUCCAAUCCGUAGAUAUAUUGCCUGUGCAGGUAUACCAGGAGUUCCUGGAAUACUUGAAGUCGGAUUACAAGUCACUCUGCGAGAAAUUAGAGCCGGUGAUCGCCGUGAAAGCGAAGGAGGACAUCGCCACCGCGUUGGUGGCUGUCAUGCAACGGGAAAAGAAAGCGCCACAGUUUCUUGCUGACUUGGUCAUGAUGGACAUACACAGAAUAGACGACGAGAGGCUCACCUUUCGAGGAAAUUCCUUAGCCACGAAGGCGAUGGAGGCCUAUCUGAAGUUGACGGGCGACAGGUACCUGCAGGAGACCUUGGGUGCUGUAGUCAGGAGCGCAGUAGAGGGUGGCGACUGCGAGGUGGACCCGCUGAAGGUUGCAUCGGUGGCGGCUCUACACAAACAACAACAGAAUUUACGGAACGCAGUAGACCUGGCUUGGGGCAGGAUACUGGCUAGCCACGCACAUUUUCCUCUCGAAUUACGCGAGUGCUUCCGUAUAUUCCGCGAACGCUUGGCCGACAUGGGCCGCGAGGACAUCGCAGACAACCUAAUCUCCGCGAACAUAUUUCUUAGAUUCCUGUGUCCAGCUAUCCUAAGCCCGUCUCUCUUCAACAUAACGCACGAAUAUCCGAACGAAAAGGCAGCAAGAAAUCUCACCCUCGUGGCCAAGACUCUUCAAACACUCGCGAAUUUCACGAGAUUCCAAGGGAAAGAGAACUUCAUGGAAUUUAUGAAUGACCUGCUCGAGCGAGAAGCUCCCUCCAUGAAGAACUUCCUCCAAUUGAUCAGCAGCCCGCUGCCAAAAGACGCGCCAGCGAACAAUUCGCUAGAAUUCGACGGCUACAUAGAUCUGGGCAAGCAAUUGUCUCUGUUACACGCGCUACUGCGAGAGAGUUUAGUCACGAUAUCAUCUUCCUCGACGUCACUGCCCCCGUCCAGGCUUCCGGAGAUCCUGGAUAGGAUCUCGUUAGCUUUGGACCAACCGGGUCCAAGUCCAGUACCAACAUCGCAUCGGUACCCGAACCUACAGAAUAACAUCUUCCGCUACAACGAUCCGACGAUCGCGAACAGCAAUACGAAUCUCUCGGUAUCGGCGACAUCAACGUUGAGUAACCACAGUACCCUAAAUGGGACAAUCAGGGACAGCAACGAGGUGUUGCAAUCGAACACCUUGGGCCACAACAGCUCUCGCAGCCCUAACGUCGCCAGAGCCGCUACUCUUCCUCGGAACGCGUACAUGCCAGCUAACGGGAAGCUCCAGCUGCAGAUCACUACUGACGACUACCCUCUGGAGCCGCCGGCGUUUGUGUCUCGUUCUCCAACGCCCAUCGUGAGACAGCAUCGAGGAAUCGGGACCAACAGGGCCACCGCGGGAUACAGACUGACCGCCAGCGCGAGUUUGGCGAACGUGAAUCACUGCCAGACGCAUCCCACCAGCCCAACAAGAUCCGAGAGCCACAGCAACCUGAAGGACUCGAACUACAAUAUCACAACGUCGCAGAACAACCAGCCGAACAUCUGCACGAUCGUAGCGCAACAGCAACAGCAGAACCACAGACACAACAUAGCGCGACUGCAAAACCUGGACAUACACGACAGAGAGGACAACUACAACCAUAACAACUACAACGUUUCUAGAUCGGCUAGCAGGAACCACUGCAACAAAGAAGAGAACGCUAACCAGACUCAACAUCAGAACUACAACAACGUCUCGAAGACCACGGUGAACGCCAACGUGGUGGUGAACCCGACGUCCAAUUUGACACUGUCCAUCAACCACCAACCGAAUAACAAUUACAAUAACAGUAAGACCAAUAACACGACUGCCAAUGGGAACCUGGAUGAGCUGUCCGACCUGUUGAGGUACGCCGACGACGAGGUCUCGGAGUCCAAGUCUCAGAAGGGCUCCCAGAUCUCUAUUUCUCAAUUGAGCAACGUCGCCUCCUCAGGCUACCAGAGUUUCGCUGCUUAUAGUCAGAGCUCCAGCCCCGUGGACCUCAGCAGCAAUAAUGCGAACGCGCAUAUACUCAGUGCAGCGCCACUAGCUUUCGCAAAUCCCGUUUAUCACAUGGAGCCGAAUCAUGGAAGAAGCGGCAGGAGAGGAAGCAGCAGCUCCGAGGAGAGGGACGGAAGCGGCGGCGGGGUCGAGGGUGUCAGAGGUGUUGACCUUAGCCCGUCUCCCCCACCACAGAACAAUGUCAGGAAUCUCCAGAGGAACAACCAGAAUCAGUGGAGGCAGAACAACCAGACGCAUCGGAAUAACUCGGAACAGAAUCAGAGCGUCUGCUGCACGAAGCUCAGGAGGAGGUUGUCGUUGGACUCGACGAGGGAUUUGUCCGACACUAGUGAGGAGGAGAGCUGCACCACUAGGAGGAGCAAAUCGCGUAGUCACCGUAGCAUCGAUCAGUACGAAGUGGAAAUCGAGAGGCUGCAGAGUAGCGUAGAUCGACUGAGGGCCCGGUUAGGCGCAACCGAGGAUACCGAUAUAGAAGGCGUUGCACCGGAUACCAAGAUGAAGAGCAUCAUCUCCAGGAAUGGUGCAAUUUUGUUGGCCACUACGGUAUGCCACGAGAGGCCCCAUCGAACAACGUCAAACAAAAGAAGAUUAUUAUCAACGGUGUAUCGUUUAAUCUCCGUGGAGGAGGAGCUGCGUCGCGAACAACAGAAGAUGUCGGCCGCGUUGUCGUACAAGCAGCGCGUGAUCGACGCGCAGGAACAGCAAAUAGCCGCCCUGGACGCCGCGAAUUCGCGUCUGAUGACGUCAAACACAAGACUGUUGUCCGCAUUGAGCACCCUGAAGCAACGGUACAACGCGAAGACCCAGUCGAGCAGUGAGGCAGCCGCGUUGCUGCAGAACAUCGCCGACAUCGGCGAGCUGAAGAGCUCGUCCUGUUGAGGACUCCGUGAUCCAGGCGCCGGGGCUACCAACGCGAACCACCGGUGAACACGUACGCAAAGGCUCUGGAAUCCGAGACGAUUCGUCGGAGAUUCCCGCGUCCUCGGACGAAAAUUGAUCGAACGACCAAACAAACGGCGAACGGCAGCAGGAUGAUUUCGAUCAUCGAGCUAGAACACGGAGUUUCUCGGUCGAGAAGACGGCAAAGAGGACAUAUGCGUCUCUCUGGGUCUUCUUCCUCGUCGGAUCGCCUGUAGUUCGCUGACGAGACGAACACGUUUCUGCGCACCCUUGAGGAUCCUCUUCGAGCGCUAGGUUUCAAGAACCUAGGUGAACAUAGAGGAACCUUGAAGAAAGAAAGAAAGAAAGAAAGAAAGAAAGAAAGAGAGAGAGAGAGAGAGAGAGAAAGAGAGAGAGAAUAAGGGUAUACGUGGCGUGCGAAAAUAGAGGCUACCUAGUAAAUAGGCAAACGGUUUAAGUAGAUUAAUUUACGUCGAACUUCACGCGACAUAGCGUUUAGGAUGGAUUUGUACCUAAACUGUGUGUACGAUUGGGACAGUGGAGUCAUCGGGAACACGAUCUGCCUUGCGUCUUUGGGCGGCUUUCCAUCGUUCGACUGGAACGAGCCGGAAAGCCGCGACGGUCUCUCUCGUUCGGUCGAGUCGUCGAAAUCUGUCGGAGGAUCGGGGACGGGGGCCAAGAUCGGUUCGUCGGAUAACGAACGAUGCCUCCGACUUCCGUUCUACUUUUGUUCGUUCGUUUUUAGCAUAUGUACCUUGACGCACAGCCGCAUGCACCGUAACCGCCUAGACCGCAUGUACGAAGCAGUUACAUUUAUGUAUUCGUAUCCGAAUUGGUCGCGCACCCGUAAUGGCGUCCUCGAGCACCGUACCGCGGGACACCCUGUGUAUAUGUGUGUAUAUUUUUCUAGUUUCCAUUUUUACGCGACCGAUUUCAUUUCGACCCGGUUAGCUUUUUAUAACCGUGAGCUCUGGCGAUCCCGUUUUACUCGAGAUCGUUCAACGAUCGGCAGUUCCGAGUCGAGGAAGUGGCGCGUCUUCGCCCCGAAAUUCUUACUUUAAGCGAUGAUAUUUAUUUAGUAGUUUCUACCAAAGAUGAAGAGUUUUUUCAUUGUAAAAAGAGAAAGCGAGAGAUAGAAAGAGAGGGAGAGAGAGAGAGAGAGAGAAAGAAAGAGAGAAAGAGAGAGAGAGAGAGAGAGAGAGAGCGCGCGCGCACAGGCACCAGAGAUUUACGUGUAAGAUAUUUCGUUCCGGCGACGCCGGAAGCGUCAGCGUGUGCCGCGAGAAUUCGAAAUUGCCGAAUCUGUUUGUUGUCUCGAUUUUUCUUCCAAUCUCUUGUUGUUUUCUUCCUUUUUCCCUUUGCCCGUUUUUAAUUGAUUUAGGUUCCGCACCGUUGACGCGUAGUGUUGACGAUCAUCGUAGACUCGGACACGCACGUAGACUCGUCAAUCACGGCGAGUCGCGUUUUUACAUCACACAGGGCCCACACAGAAACGCGCAGAUGAGAAGUAAUCGAUUUAAUCGUAGCCGAGUGUCAUUGAGCGAGGAUGCACGCGUGCGAGAGAUCGAUAGACUGAGAGAAAGAAGGAAUGAGAGAGCGCGAAUGACGGAAGAAUCUGUCCGUAUGAAUGUACGAAUGACGUAGGCGUGUGCGACGAGUGAGAGAUGAUUACGGUUCAGUCUAAUCUCGUUUGAAAAAAGAAAAGUAUUAUUCUUGUCGACUUGUAUCAUAGCUUAUCGUCGAGCGUCUGUGAGAACGUUUUAUUUUCUCGCUUUCCGCCGAUUAUUUUUGUAUAGAGAUGUAUCUACCCCCUCACCUCCUCACUUUUAUGUCUCACUUCUUAAUCUUCUCCAUCCUCUCUCCCGUCCUUCGAUCCUUCCCCACCCGUUCGAUCCUACUUUCCUCUCGAUUUUAUUGUUCCCUUUCUUUUUUUGUACGUUCUUUAACAUACACACUCACACCGAAAGUAUUUUCUAUCGUCGAGCUUUCACACACCACGAAAUUAAUAUAUUUAAUAGUAAUCCCCUCCUCACUUCCCCUAGACCCCCAUCUUGUUGGACGAUGUAAUCGAUAAACGAUAAAAAUAAUCUAUUUAAAAUGACUUGAAUAGCGUGUACAUUGCUAAGUUUUUUGGUAUAUUCGUUUCUGCAAUACAUCAUCUGUAUUUAAGCGUAUAGUAUCUAUUAGUAACAAUACAUGAACAAAUAAAUAUGAUUAGACAUAUUAAAA
Molecule: messenger RNA, 7972 nt
Organism: Megalopta genalis
Lineage: Eukaryota; Metazoa; Arthropoda; Insecta; Hymenoptera; Halictidae
Product: Ras GTPase-activating protein raskol
Biological process (GO): regulation of GTPase activity
Source: RefSeq, a predicted model, not a curated record